Messenger RNA from Phialemonium atrogriseum, 738 nucleotides. RefSeq lists its product as uncharacterized. The transcript has a single exon. Bases 76 to 738 code for a protein of 220 amino acids. NCBI's taxonomy places the organism in Eukaryota, Fungi, Ascomycota, Sordariomycetes, Cephalothecales, Cephalothecaceae. The record is from RefSeq and is a predicted model, not a curated record.
UCGCAGCCUCAAUCUCUCCACGACAGCUUUCUAGUUCAUCUAUUCAAUCCGUUUAUUAGGAGCCCUUCUCAUACGAUGAGCAGCUCAACGUCCGGCCGAAAUUCGCGAGGAAACUCGAGCAACCCUCGCCCUGGCCAAUCUCCAUUCCCCCAAUCUUCGGCGCUCGUUGUCCGGCCAAGGCAGGUCUCGGAUGCCAACGAGGCCCAGACUCCUUAUACAAGCCGGUACGCGAACAACUUCAACCGCACCGACGCUAGAUACAGCGCCAGAAGUGAGGCAGCCAGUUCCUCGUACAGUCAAUACAGCUAUUACUUUGGCCGCCGAGACCCCAGCCCGCCUCCGCCCCGCGUUCCCCUUCUGCCCCGUGCUGCAGCACCUUCUUCCCGACAACGUGCGGCUAGUCCCCCUCCUCCUCGGCAGUCGCCAUCUCCGCCUCCAGAAGAGGUCCCACGGCGAGAAGAGCCUACACCUAGACCCGAGGCGGAGCAGCAGCAGGAUAGCCAGAAUUCUUCCUCCUACAAGGAGCGUAUCAACAUCAGUUUCGAUGGCCCUGGAGUAUCUUGGUCGUGGAACGUUAACGGAGGCGGCAUGGAGGCUGGCGGUGUUCCGUUUGGAGGGGACUCAAAUCAGGGUCGCACAUUUCAGGGUCGGGCAUUUCAGGGUAGCCCAUUUGGCUUUUCCGCAGGACCAGUGAACUUUGGGCGGUCGUUUCCUAUUAAUCUACCAUUCGGGUUGUAA